Molecule: messenger RNA, 546 nt
Organism: Rubroshorea leprosula
Lineage: Eukaryota; Viridiplantae; Streptophyta; Magnoliopsida; Malvales; Dipterocarpaceae
Source: the annotation of a GenBank genome assembly
AGCCAAAUCAAGCAAAAUAUUCCAAGAUGUACAAGAAAUAGGAUCUUAAACACAUGAGGCCAAUUUUAGGGGGCCGAUUGCUUUUGGGUACCCAACGUGCGCCUGGGUGGGUUCGUCUUGGGUUCAUCGCGCCUGGGUUUGUCAUCAUCAAGUCCUUCGACAACGGUAAACGAGAUCACUUCUAUGGCCAUUGCUUGGUCGUCGAGAUAAAAGUACCGACCAAGGUCCUUCGAAAGGACUUCGACAGAUUUCGGAUGAGGAGAAGAAAGGGCUGCUGAAGAAAGGGUCAACAAGGAGUGCCAACCUUUCCAAGUCAUGCAUUUUAAAGUAAUGAUGCCACUGGUGGCAGCUAUGUAGAGCAUUUGGAUAUGAUAUUUUAGGGUUGCAAUGAGUUUAAUUGUUGGUAGCAACAAUGGCAUUUUCUAUCAUUUUCUUGUUGUGUUGUCUUUGAAUAUGGCAACUCAAGCUUGGAUACUAUGUAGGCAUUGUUGUUGUGUUUUCUUUGGAUAUGAUAAAAUUAAGCAUUAAUAAUAUGUCAAUUUUGUG